Messenger RNA from Oryza sativa Japonica Group (Japanese rice), 868 nucleotides. Its product is annotated as mitochondrial pyruvate carrier 4. Gene Ontology annotation, biological process: pyruvate import into mitochondria. Gene Ontology annotation, cellular component: mitochondrial inner membrane. Lineage: Eukaryota; Viridiplantae; Streptophyta; Magnoliopsida; Poales; Poaceae. The record is from RefSeq and is a predicted model, not a curated record.
UAAAAUGGAAGAGUAUAAACGGAGUCGCAACUCGCAAGGCCGGCAAGGCAAGCAAAAGCUGCUGACACAGCACUCCUAUCUGCUCAACCACUUGCUUGGCUUCCUCUGCUCCGGCGACCGGGCGGCCGGCCGGCCGGCGGCGAGAGGUAGCGCCAGGGGCACAGGGCUGCAAUUGGAACCUGAACUUGAAAGCAAGUUGUGCAAGAGGACAGAAAAGAAUCAGUCUGAAUAUGGCUGCCUCAAAGCUUCAGGCCUUUUGGAACCAUCCUGCUGGCCCCAAAACAAUUCAUUUCUGGGCCCCAACAUUCAAAUGGGGUAUCAGUAUUGCCAAUGUUGCUGACUUUGCCAAACCUCCUGAAAUGAUAUCCUACCCUCAGCAAGUUGUUGUGGCUUGCAGUGGAGUAAUUUGGGCACGGUGGGGCAUGGUCAUCACACCUAUAAACUGGAACCUCUCCAGCGUGAAUGCUGCAAUGGCCGUGACAGGCGUGUGCCAGCUUUCCCGUAAGAUAAGGCACGAUUACUUCUCUGAUGAGAAGAGUGCUACUGCGUCGCUGGAAGGAUGAUAGGAAGAAGAAGAAAUUGUUGUCAUGGAAUGGAACACUAAUUUCAUUAUCAGUCGACCAGCACAGUGUUCACUGUGAAUGUGUCCGCUUCCAUGAUAACAAAUUAACAAUCCCAUGUGUGUGUAUGAUCAUUAUGAAUUGGGCUAUGGGUAUGAAAUGUUUUUAUACCCUUUGGUAUACAGAUAGUAAGCGAGUCUGAACUUAACUGAAACGGACUUGGUUUGAGUUCAGCUCGAAGUACACUCGAAUUAAACUUAACUCGAACGGCCUUAACUGAAACGAGAGAGCUCCCUUCCUCUGUGCCA